AUGAACGACAGAUCGAGAGCGACGUCGACUCCAAAUCCUCACGCGAUCGCGCCCCAGUCGUCCGUCCCCCACGCUGCGCCCUCGCCGCCGCCGGCGCCUCCCGUCGGCGAGGAGAACUGGCUCGAUUAUAUCGACCAGCAGAAGCGCCGUGCCCACGACAUCGAGUCGCGCAUCCAGGUCCUUGAACUCUACAAAAAGGCAGUCACUCUCGAGAACGGCAGCCUCACCUUGUGGCUGGCCUACUGCGAAUACUUUUGGUAUCUAUACCAGAGCUGUCAGCGACCCGGUCAGAAUGGCUUUGCCACGUGGAAACCCGAGGAGCUACCCACAGCUCGCGACAUCUUUUCCUUGGAUUCGGCCCUCCGGUUGUGGCAGGAGGGCCACGAGGCGACGCAGUACCGACUGAGCGACAGCCACGAACUAUGGAAUCGAUGGAUCGGCAAGGAGAUGGAGCUGCUGGGCUUCUCCAGGACCGCGGAGGGCGUCAAGCGCAUCACGCACCUGUUCCGCAACCGUCUCCUCAUCCCGCACAGGAACUGGAGUGAGACAUCCCAAUCCUUUUCCAUGUUCCUCAACGAAUAUAACCAAUCCGCGUGGGAGAGCACCAUGAAGGAGAUUACCACGCGGUCGCAGACUGCGAGGGAGUUGUACGAGAAGCGCGAUCCUUACGAGCUCAAGCUGGCAAAGGCGGUCGAGUCGGGCGACGAGGAUGCGCAAAAGACAGCCAUGCGAGAUUAUCUCCAGUUCGAGAUCGCCAGCACGGUACGGGAAAAGAAGAACCCCAAAAUCUCCAUACAGAUCGCCAUGGCCCUCUUUUCACGCGCCUUGACCGGUGUCCUUGCCAGAGACGAAGAGACAUGGACCGACUACGCCGUCUUUGUAUCGACGCUGUACAACCGCUUCAACAGCCCCGAGUCCCGCGAUCCAGACAUGCUACAAAUACUGCCCAGUAGCCCCACGGUGCUGCAGGGCGCCGUGUCGCACUGCCCAUGGUCGGGCCCGCUGUGGGCGCGCUACAUACUCAGCUGCGAGGAGGCCGGUCUGUCAUUUUCGGCCAUGGAACGGAUCAAGCACGCCGCCACCGACAGCUCGCAGCUCGACCGCGAUGGAAUGGUGGGUGUCGUAGACAUGUAUGCCGCAUGGUGCGGCUACCUAAAACGGUCGGCCCUCGACCCCGCCGCCACCGAGGAGAUGACGGAUCUUGCCGACUCGGGCCUCUUGGCUGCUCUGGAAGCUGUUCAGGUGUGGGGUGAGCGGAGGUUCGGUAGUUCCUACGUCGGAGACCCAAACUUCCGACUCGAGCGUAUCCUGAUCAACUACCUGACCGAGAAACACGGCGCCAUCGACGAGGCUCGCUUUCAGUGGCUGAGGCUGGCUGAAAAGCCGCUGUAUGCCGUGAGUUACAACUUUUGGCUGCAGUUCUACGUGUGGGAGCUGUCGGUGUUCCAGGCAGAAAAGGGCAAGAACCGCAGUCCCACGCCCGGGCAGGCCAUGCCCCCAAAGCUCAAAGUGCCGUCAAAGGCCACCGAGGUGCUGCUGCAGGCGCUUAAGAGGAAAGAUUUGGACUGGCCAGAGAGGAUAUUGGAUGUCUAUCUGCAACACUGCAACGACUACGAGACGCCCGAGAAGCUUCGCUCGGCUUACGACCUGGUCCACAGGGUCAGGAAGCAGGUGGAACAGCGCCGGCAGGGCGAGGCGGCCGCGGUGGCCGCCUACACGGCGGCGGCGGCGACGGAGCAACAGGCGGGUGACUCACCUUCGGCAGCGGCCAAGCGCAAGCGAAGUGACGCGACACCUGACCGCCACCAAGGUGCGAACAAACGACCCCGGAACGGCGAGUCGGUGGCGGCGGGCGAGGAUGCAGCCGGCUCGUCGCAGCCGGCUGCGUCGGCGCUCAAGCGGGACCGCGAACACACGACUGUCAUGGUGACGAAUCUGCCGGCUGACACGACGCAGACCAGGGUGCGACAGUACUUCCGUGAGUACGGACAUGUGAACAGCAUGGUCCUGAAGAAAGUCGACAACGACCGAUCCGCGGCCGCGCUCGUCGAGUUCCGGUCCACCGACGACGCGAGGUCGGCGCUGCUGCGAGACGGCAAGUACUACGGCGAGAGGGUCAUCGAGGUGAAACCGGGCGACUCCCUGACGCUGUUUGUGACCAACUACCCGCCCACGGCCGACCAAGACUUCAUCCGCAACCUGUUCAGGGACUGCGGUGAGAUCUUUGACAUCCGCUGGCCGAGCCUCAAGUUCAACACGCACCGGAGAUUCUGCUACGUCAGCUUCCGGGAGGCCGAGGCGGCAAGGAAGGCAACCGAGCUGGACGGCAAGGAGCUGCAGGGCAAGUUCAAGCUCAGCGUCAAAUACUCGGACCCAGCAAGGAAGAAGGCCCGAGAGGGAGCCACAUCCGAGGGCAGAGAGGUCAAGGUGGCAAAUCUACCGUUGGAUGCGGAUGAGACCUCCAUCAAGGAGGUAUUUGGCAAGAUUGGAACCGUCCAGACGGUGCGCGUUCUCAAGAACAUGGCAGGCAGGAGCAAAGGGACAGGAUUCGUCGUGUACGAAACCAAGGAACAGGCCGACCAGGCAGUCGCGGAGCUGAACGGUGUCAAGCUUAAAAACAACAUCGUCACGGUGGAGCCGACCAAGGUCACCAACUUCAAGCCGCAGGCCCGCACGGCCGCAUCACCAUCGCCCAAGCCGGACGGGGAGGGUGACAUAGCCAUGACUGGAAGCACCGAGCGCCAGGAUGCCGGCCAUAGCAAGGAAAGCAGGGAGGCACGCGACCUCCGGACCUUUGCGCUGCUCGACAUACCCGACACUGUCAACGACGCCCGCGUGCGCGCGCUAGUCGAGAAGCACGCAGGCGAGGGCGCGACCAUCUCCAAGCUGGUUCUCCGCCCGGACCAUGGAGGCGCAAUCGUGGAGCUGGCGGACCACGCAUCGGCCGGCAAGGCGCAGCUGGCCUUGGACGGGGCCGAAAUCGACAGCUGCAAGAUAAGAACCGGCACGGUCGCCGAGUUGCUCAAAGAAAAGGACGCCGUCAGGAGCGAUCGCAUAGACGGACCGGUGGACAAGGCGGCAGCGGGUGACGGGAAGAAAGAGCCCAAGAAGGCGUCGGCGAUGAUGAUGCCGCCACCGAGGGUCUCGCGGCCUGUGCUGGGCGGUCAGAAGCCCAAGAGGGGCGGAGUCGCGGGGCUUGGCUUCUUCCCCAAGGCUGCGGUCAAGACGGCGGCUACAACCGAGGGGACGAACGGCACCGUCUCGUCGGUGGCCGACGCAAAGGCGGCUGCCGCACAGAAGAGCAACGCGCAGUUCAGGGAAAUGUUCUUGGCUAGCAAUGGAUCUGCCGAGGGACGGAAGGACAAACAGCAAGACAGCAAGACGGAAAAGGCGAGUGAGACGACUGCGGCAACUAAUGGUGAUUGA
Molecule: messenger RNA, 3426 nt
Organism: Pyricularia pennisetigena
Lineage: Eukaryota; Fungi; Ascomycota; Sordariomycetes; Magnaporthales; Pyriculariaceae
Exons: 1
Coding region: 1-3426 (1141 amino acids)
Cellular component (GO): cytosol
Molecular function (GO): mRNA binding; protein binding
Source: RefSeq, a predicted model, not a curated record